AUGAUCAGUAACAGUGAUCACUGUAUGGCGCCAAUGGCAGCUGUCCAUGCCCCAGCUAGUAGUACUACUGGUGGCGUUUCUAGAAAGAAUACUCUUUCAAAAAUGGCAAAAUUGUUUGGUGCAGGUAACAGCACAAAAAAUUUACAACACCAGCAGCAACAAAAUCACCAUCAUCUUCAUCAAGAAAACAGUAAUGGUAAAGUACGAACCGAUGCUGCGAAAAGUGAAUAUUAUCAAUCAACACCAGCUCUAAUGCCUAAUGGUAAGAGCCCGUUAUCACCGGCUUCUUCCACUUCAUCUAUUGCAUCAUCAGUUUCUGCAGUUUCCAUUACAUCAAAUUCACCGAGCGCUGCAACUACUCCUGGUGCUACUGGCGCAGCACCAUCUUUGGGUUCUUCUAAAAUACGAGAUCAUAAUAAUGUUAACGACCCUACAAUUUCUCAUACUUCAAGUCUAUCGAACAUUUCAAGUGCCUACAGUGGCUCUGCAACAAAUUUAGCAUCUUUCCAAGGACCAUCAGGUAGAUUUGUUGUUCAUGAAGAUGGUACUCAUGAACACCAUUUGAAAAAUACUAAACGCCAAGAAAAGUUAACUAGAAUGAUUAAAAGUAUGGCAGUAUCUCAAAAAGUUAGAGGCCAAGCAAAAUCAGCUGUACCCGAAAUUAUGAUAGAGAAUAAAGGUAAUCAACAAAACCAACAAAACCAACAAAAUCAACAAGGUCAACAACAACGUUUGGAUCCUCCAACUCUGUUUGCAGGUCUUAUCAAACAGAUGGGAUCAGUUAAUGAGUCGGAACGUGAAAAUACUCCAUUCAGUGGCGCAUCCUAUGGCCCUGAUAAAAGGCUUUACACUCCUUCCUUGGUGGGUGCAGCCGCAACACCAGGAGCAACCACUACAAAUAAUUCAACAGCGGCCAUUGCAAAAAGAGAUUCCCUCUGUUUGGCUGAAAAAUAUGGAAGAUGCCAAGAAGUCCUUGGUAAGGGUUCAUUCGGUGUUGUUAGAGUUUGUCAUAAGAAAACAAUGAAUUCAGCUGGUAAUGGUAAGGGUGAAGUUUUAUACGCGGUUAAAGAGUUUAAAAAGAAACCUUCAGAACCUGCAGAAAAAUAUGCUAAAAGAUUAACAUCAGAAUUUUGCAUUUCAUCUUCAUUACGUCACAUUAAUAUUAUUAUGACUUUAGAUCUUUUCCAAGAUGUUAAAGGUGAUUAUUGUGAAGUUAUGGAAUAUUGUGCAGGGGGUGAUCUUUUCACUUUAGUCAUUACUGCUGGUAAAUUGGAAUAUUUGGAAGCUGAUUGUUUUUUCAAACAACUCAUUAGAGGUGUCGUCUACAUGCAUGAUAUGGGAGUUUGCCACAGAGAUUUGAAACCUGAAAAUCUGCUUCUAACAUCUGAUGGUACUUUAAAGAUUAUUGAUUUUGGUAAUAGUGAAUGCUUUCAAAUGGCUUGGGAGAAAGAUAUUCAUUUAAGUGGUGGUGUUUGCGGUUCAAGCCCUUAUAUCGCUCCUGAAGAAUAUACUCAAGAGGAGUUCGAUCCACGUCCUGUUGACAUUUGGGCGUGUGGUGUAAUUUAUAUGGCAAUGAGAACGGGUCGUCAGCUAUGGAAAGUUGCCCAAAAGGAAGAUCCAUUCUUCGCCAAAUAUUUGAGGAAAAGAAAGGAAAAGGGUGGUUUUGAACCAAUCGAAAACUUGAAGAGAGCCAGAUGUAGAAACGUGAUUUAUUCCAUGCUAGAUCCCGUAGCAUCUAGAAGAAUCAACGGGAAGCAGAUUUUAAACAGUGAAUGGGGGAGAGAAAUUAAAUGUUGUAAUGACGGGCAUUCCCUCGACUGA
Molecule: messenger RNA, 1821 nt
Organism: Zygosaccharomyces rouxii
Lineage: Eukaryota; Fungi; Ascomycota; Saccharomycetes; Saccharomycetales; Saccharomycetaceae
Gene: SAT4
Product: serine/threonine protein kinase SAT4
Exons: 1
Coding region: 1-1821 (606 amino acids)
Biological process (GO): protein phosphorylation; intracellular monoatomic cation homeostasis; intracellular signal transduction
Molecular function (GO): ATP binding; protein serine/threonine kinase activity
Source: RefSeq, a predicted model, not a curated record